Messenger RNA from Morone saxatilis (striped sea-bass), 2508 nucleotides. It is a transcript of the gene ptchd3b, whose product is annotated as patched domain-containing protein 3. The transcript is spliced from 4 exons. The record is from RefSeq and is a predicted model, not a curated record. Gene Ontology annotation, cellular component: membrane. Lineage: Eukaryota; Metazoa; Chordata; Actinopteri; Moronidae. The coding region runs from base 1 to 2508 and encodes 835 amino acids.
AUGGCCAGAUUCCACACAGAUUGCAUAGAGAGACCCAUGCGCAUCUGUUUUGAGAGGAUGGGUCAUUUUAUUGGAUCUCAUCCCUGGUGGUUCUUGAUUGCUCCCCUUAUUCUCUCGACAGGUCUGGGGAGCGGAUUUUUAUUUCUCAGUGACAGAAUGUCAAACAAUAUCGAAGAGCAAUUUACACCUGUCGAUGGACAAGCCAAGAUGGAAAGGAAAUACAUCCAAGAAACCUUUCCAGGAAAUGAUUCCAUGUUUUCCCGUUUAAGACUGAGCACAGAUGGAAGUUUUGCAACUCUCAUAGCUACAAGUGACAGCAAUAUUCUGACUGUGGAGUCACUUCAGGACAUCCUAGACUUGGACUUUAAAGUCAGAAGUAUGGUAGUACAGUUUGACAACCACUCAUUUGAAUAUAUGGAUGUUUGUGCUGAGGUGUUGGGAUCUUGCAAUUCUAAUGACAUUUUAGAUAUCAUUGAAUACAAAGCCAACAAUAUAAACACAGUCAAUCUGACAUUUCCGUGGUAUGACUUUGAUUUUAGGAGCUUUUCUUUAUAUUUAAGUCUGGGGAGUGUGAAUUUGCGCAAGGAGAGCUCAGUUGUUGAAAGUGCUAAAGCCAUACAGCUCUAUUACUAUUUACGUGAGGACAACAAGACAAAAACUGACCUUUGGCUGGAAAGCUUCAUUCAUUUGGUCUCAAAUGUAUCAUCAACUUCCAUUCAGGUGUCUUACUCAACCUCCAUGUCAAUGCAGUGGGAAUUUCAAAAAUCCACAGCUUCCAUCAUCUAUUUAUUCUCCAUCACCUACGCCAUUGCCAUCACAUUUUCAAUCAUAUCCUGUUGGAGGUUGGAUAAUGUGAGGACAAAGGUGUGGGUGGCAUCCUGUGGGGUGCUCUCCACUGGUCUAGCAGUCCUAAGCGGUUUUGGUGCGCUGUUGUUGCUGGAUCAACCUUUUGUGAUGACAGUUGCCUCCUGCCCUUUCAUGAUAUUAGGUAUUGGACUGGAUGAUAUGUUCAUCAUGAUUUCUUGCUGGCAGAGGACCCGUGUUCUGGACAAUGUCCCCGGCCGCCUGGCUGAAACCUACAAGGACGCUGCCGUCUCCAUCUCCAUCACCACGCUGACCGAUGCCCUGGCUCUCUUCCUGGGCUACAGUUCGCCCUUUGGUUCAGUCCAAGCCUUCUGCCUGUACGCUGGGAUUUCUAUUUGCUUCUGCUAUUUGUACAGCAUCACUUUCCUGGGGGCGUGCAUGGCUUUGAAUGGACAGAGGGAAGCAGAGAACAAGCACUGGUUCACCUGUGCCAAAAUCCCAGAAGACUUACCAACCAGGAACUCCAAAGCCUUCAGUAUCUGCUGUGUUGGGGGGAGCUACGAUCGAAUCACUGAAAAGGAGGAAACUGAGCCCAUGACUCACAUUUUUGAGCGGUUCUACGGCCCAUUUCUGACCCACAACUGGAUAAAGUCAUGUGUAUUAAUCAUUUACACUGGCUAUCUGGCUGUUAGUAUCUAUGGUUGUUUUAUCUUAAAGGAGGGACUCGAUAUCAAGAAUCUGGCUUUAGAUGAUUCCUACAUCAAUAAUUACUACAACAAUCAAAGGCAGCACUUCUCUGAGUAUAGCUGUAUUGUGAUGGUAACAGUAAAGCAGCCCCUGCUUUACUGGGAUCAGGAUGAACAGAAGCGUCUGCACUCAUGCAUUUCAAAUUUUGAAAGCCUGAACUUUAUCAAUGGCACCUUUGCUUGGUUUCUUUCCUUUCAACAGUAUGCAAAAGCAACCGGUCUCAAUAUAAGUUCUCCAGGGGCUUUCCAAACACAUCUGCUCCAUUUCUUAGAACUCAACUCCAUGUUCAAGCAAGACAUCAACUUCACAGCAGACAAUGAGAUUCAGGCUUCUCGCUUUUUCAUUCAGUCACUCAACAAAACCACGAUGAAGGACAUGAUGACUGGACUCAGGAAAACAGCGGAGGAUUGUCAAAAAGAGCUCCUGGUGUACCACCCUGCUUUCAUCUACUUUGACCAGUAUACUGUCAUUAUGGACAACACCAUUCAAACCAUCCUGGUGGCUGUGAUGGUGAUGCUCGUCGUCUCACUCAUCCUGAUACCCAGUCCUUUUUGUUCUGUGUGGGUGGCUUUUGCAGUUUGUUCAGUCAUUGUUGGUGUGGCAGGGUUUAUGGCUCUGUGGGGCGUAAACCUGGACUCUAUUUCCAUGAUCAACCUGGUCAUGUGCAUUGGUUUUUCUGUAGAUUUCUCAGCACAUAUUUCUUACUCUUUUGUGUCCAGCUGUAAGAGUGACAUCAAUGAGAAAGCUAUAGAUGCGUUGGCCCAUUUAGGCUAUCCGAUACUGCAAGGAGCAUUGUCCACUGUUUUAGGAGUGGUGGCGCUGUCCAUGUCUGGGAGUUACAUCUUCAGGACAUUCUUCAAGAUCGUGUUUCUUGUCAUUACAUUUGGGCUGCUCCACGGCUUAGUGUUUAUUCCGGUGUUUCUGACACUGUUUAGGGCCUGUUGGAAGUGGUGUUAA